Molecule: messenger RNA, 2028 nt
Organism: Suillus plorans
Lineage: Eukaryota; Fungi; Basidiomycota; Agaricomycetes; Boletales; Suillaceae
Exons: 6
Coding region: 1-2028 (675 amino acids)
Source: RefSeq, a predicted model, not a curated record
AUGUAUACCGGCAAAGUCACCGAGUCUGCCCGUGAUUCAGCAUUCAAGCUCAAGCGAAAAUGCUGUGUGCCCUCCAUAAUGUAUGUUUACUUUCACCGCCACCUAGCAGAGCAGCUGCGUGUCGCGUACAACAUUUAUCUUGAACUCAAUCGCCGCAUAAAUUCCCACCUGGACAAGUUCCUGGGUCGUGAUAUGGACAAUUGGCGCAUUCUUAACUCAUGCCCAGCAUGUCAAUACAGCCUUGUAGAUGAACCGCCUCUGGACUUUUCUUUUCUCUGUGCAUUUGAUGGGAAUAAUUCCGCUAAACUUGUUGAUCCUGCAAUACGCAGGGGUGAGGAACGUCUGGACCCUCGCUCAGGAAUGUCGUCGAUCUGGCUGACCAAGUCCUAUGUUGACCAAUUCAAAGAUGAAGUUCGAUCAGCUCGUGCUUGUCAAGGACAACAACACCCUGGUUCCAGUGACCCUGAUGAUCCAUGGGUUGAGGAGCCUGACUCAAAUGACUCUGCAGAGCCACCCAGUGUCUGUGUGGACCGUUGGCGUAAUGCGGCACCCGAGUCAUGGAAAAAAAUGUUUGCUAUAUUCAAGAAGUCUGGCAUUUUCGUCACUGUCUGCCGGCACGGGUUUUUGCUUACCAUAUGUGACAUGGUCCGAAGUGGUGAACUGAUGAAAUACCCGAUUGCUAGCAUGAAGAAGCUGAUGGAUGUUUUCGGCAGCAACAUUCUCUAUGGUUACGAUAUCAAAUGUGCAUUCGAGAAGAUUCUCCUUCGCAGCUCGCUUGCAAAUGAUGUAAAGAGACUCAACCUGCAGGGUGUUGUGCCAGCUUUUCAUGGCCACGCACACAAUCGUCUUUGCCAACUCAACCAUUAUUCAAAGCACAGAGUCGGUGCUGGGAAAGAAGACUUUGAGACAUGCGAACAUGUUUUCUCUGAGUCCAAUGCACUUGCUUGUGGGAUACGAAACACCACUGACUUCCACCGUCACCAAGCCUUGGAUGAACAUUUCUCUUUCGCUGAUAUAGACAGGUAUGCUGCACUAUCUGAUCUUGAAGACGAGCAACUUUUUCUGCAACAGCUCGCACGCAGGAAGGAUGAAUCUACCAUCGAAGUUGAUUACGUCAAGGCAUUGAAUGAACAUGACGAGGCACAGCUUGCAUAUGAAUCAGCACGAGUGGAGUUUGCGAAGCUCAAUUUACGGCUGAAUUAUUCUACUCGAGAUGCUGGGAAUAUUUGGUGCCAUCAUACCCAUGCUACAAUCAAACACGAUCAGAAGCUGGAGGUCGUGGCCGAUUAUGAACGCCAAAUGGCACUAGACUCGCGAUGGGAUGUGAACCAUCCUGAAUGCAUUAAGGCACAGUCACACAUUACUCAUCGUCUUUUCCACAAGGCGGUGGAUGAUGUCGAACGUCUUGUUGUCAUGCGCCUGCUGGAGUUGACGAAGUUACAAAUGGGUAGUCUAGCUCAGCUUAACCCUCCCCGCCCUGCAUUGCAAUGGGAACAAAUAGUGGAGUACUCAUUUCUUGCUGAGUUCGACUUACUUCAUGAAACCAAUGGUGAGAUGCAGUCCAAGCACUGGGCGAACCCAUCUUACCGUCACGCCUCCACUCAAUUUUUUGAGCAGCAGCGUGCUCAUGAAGAAAUUCGCAGGCUCAAUGUGGAAGUUGGACAACUGCUCACGAAAAUUCGAGAUGAUGGUAUCGAUUACCCACAAGCAAUCACACAACUGUGGUCCGAUAACCCACCCCUUGCAGCCGAACUGCAGUGGCACUGGAUGCAUCUGCGGUCAGUAAAUGCAUGUUACCUGUGGCGCAUCCAGCAGAUCCUGGAGUUGCCAGGGUAUAAUGGGCCAAUGGGUCCCGGUACUCGAAAAGGUCAAACUGAGGUAAUGUUGCCAUCUCCUCCACAUGGACUCACACAAGAUCAAGAUGAUGAGGGUGACAAAGAUGAGGAUAUGUUCAGGCAGUUGGAAGAUGUGCAUACUUACAUCGAGGGACUUGAUCACCACUGCAUAGACUUAGAAUUGGUAGUGUAG